Molecule: messenger RNA, 1533 nt
Organism: Metarhizium robertsii ARSEF 23
Lineage: Eukaryota; Fungi; Ascomycota; Sordariomycetes; Hypocreales; Clavicipitaceae
Exons: 5
Coding region: 1-1533 (510 amino acids)
Molecular function (GO): iron ion binding; oxidoreductase activity, acting on paired donors, with incorporation or reduction of molecular oxygen; heme binding
Source: RefSeq, a predicted model, not a curated record
AUGAAGCAACUAGUCGAAGCUCUUUUUGCGCCAUGUACAUGGCUAAUUGCUGUCAUUACCAUUCUUUCGUUUAUUCUGCUUGUCCGUCUCAGUCUGGAUGCUAAGCUAAUCCUCGCACUUCCCAACGGCUCCCCGAAGCAUUGGGCUGCGUAUCAUCUUCCCCUGCUUGGCUCCGCUCUUCCGUUUUUCAGGAGGCGGCGAGAUAUGCUUGCUGAGGGACAAGGCCUUGUCACUAAUGGAAAUUUCAGCUUCUUCAUCGGCAGCAAGCACAUUGUCAACCUGGGAAGCUUGCAAGGACGUAGGACCUUCUUCGAAAGCAAGAAUCUCAGUGUUUCCCAAGGUGCUAUCGAGCUUUUGGUAGGCCUAGUCUCGGCCAACGACGACCUAGAGGACUCUGCCGCCCAGGACUUCAUCAAGUCCCUUUUACCUCUGACUCGACCAGCCAUGUUGGCCAGUAAAAUAUCAGUACUUACAGACGACAUUCACCUAUUCUGUCGAAAUCUCCUCCUUUCCACUCCUUCGGAAUCCCGUCCGAACUGGCGGGUCAUGAACCCAUUCGAGAGCGUGUAUUUCCUUACCUCCAAGUUAAUUAUGCGAGUUAUUGGUGUAUCAGAGUGGGCCGAAGAUGAAAAAUUAAUGAAUCAUAUCAUCUCGUGCUUCUACAAGUUUGAGAAUAACUGCAGCAGGGCACGGAUUGUCUUUCCCGGCCUUGUAACUUACACGCACCUAAAGAAACUGUUUUACGGAGCCUUACUAUGGAGGGGGAUCACAGAGGUGGUUCAGCAGAGGAAAGCAGGCAAACGACGAGACGAUGCUGUCCAGUUUGUGCUAGACCAGGACAAGGAUGCUAUUAGAUUCACGUUUAGCAUUCUUUCAUCCGGUAUUACGACAGAGGGGUGUUCCGCAUCGUGGUUGACCGUGUUUCUCGCCCAUAGUCCGGAAUGGCAGGCUAAAUGUCGAGCCGAAGUGCACGGCGUAAUCGCCCAGAAGCGAGGAACCUCGAGCCAAUCCGCCGACAGCAUUCUAGGGAAACUGUCGCUCGAGGAAUGGGAAGGGAGUUUUCCCGUGAUUAUGGCGGCUAUUCGAGAAACGGUCCGCCUUGCUAUGCCGGGUGCUAUGGUUAGGAAGAACGCUAGCGGGAGUGCGGUCUCUAUUGGGCAAACAAGUGAAGUUAUCCCAGAUGGCGCUUAUGCAUGCUUCCUCAUAGACAACGUGCAUAUGGAUCCAGGGCUAUAUCCCGAUCCCUACGGUUUCAAUCCAGAGCGCUAUCUCGUCCGGAAGAGUGGCUUGGAAGAACCAGAACCCCAUACGUACGUCGGCUGGGGAUCGGGACGCCAUCUUUGCCCCGGAAUGAGACUUGCUAAGCUGGAGAUCAGUAUGGUUAUUGCUCACCUCCUUGCUCACUUCGAGUUUGAGCCUUCAGAUGGGAAAGGUUGUAAGUUGAGAGAGCCAUUGCCGCUAGUGGAUAGAAACGAAUACCGAUUGAAAAAGCCCAAAGGGACAGUCUAUAUACGAUACAGGCCACGCGAGUAG